GGUCGACUAUUCGAAUACACAUCUGGUCGAUGGAUAUACAACGAGGAAGUCCGUCUCGCUGAGCGUCACAGAAAGUUUGAUGUUGAUGCGUUAAAACGCGCCGCUGCUCGAUCGCUGGAGAGAUCGGACACAAAUAUUAAGAGUCUAUCGAAGCUGGCAGAAGGAGGCUUCAAUCGUGUCCUACUGAUAACUAUGCUUGAUGAUACUCAGGCCCUUGCGCGAUUGCCAUAUCCCUCAACUAAGCCAAGGCAACUGACAGUCGCUAGCGAGGUGGCGACCCUGGCUCUCCUUCGGGGUUAUGGUAUUCCGGUGCCCCGUGUGUACGCAUACUCUACAGAUGCUAACAGUCCUGUUGGCUCCGAGUAUAUUAUCAUGGAG
Messenger RNA from Aspergillus brunneoviolaceus CBS 621.78, 378 nucleotides. Its product is annotated as phosphotransferase enzyme family protein. The transcript is spliced from 2 exons. The annotation marks the transcript as partial. The record is from RefSeq and is a predicted model, not a curated record. Gene Ontology annotation, cellular component: mitochondrion. NCBI's taxonomy places the organism in Eukaryota, Fungi, Ascomycota, Eurotiomycetes, Eurotiales, Aspergillaceae.